Messenger RNA from Fusarium vanettenii 77-13-4, 1092 nucleotides. RefSeq lists its product as uncharacterized. Lineage: Eukaryota; Fungi; Ascomycota; Sordariomycetes; Hypocreales; Nectriaceae. Bases 1 to 1092 code for a protein of 363 amino acids. The transcript has 2 exons. The record is from RefSeq and is a predicted model, not a curated record.
AUGCCCUCGCAGCGUUGCCCAACCUGCAAAGGCAGCUAUAGAGACCUCCUAGAGCAUAUACGCAAAAAACACCCUGCCGAGACCUAUACAGACCGGCAGCUACAGCCCCUUGGCUUAGUCAGCUGCCCUUAUUGCGGCACAGCCUGCCGGGGCUCUCACGGCAUCAAGACCCAUAGUGCUAAGAUCCACGGCAUAGAAGGUCAAGCCCAUAUUUCUACCUUACCUAGGCCAAGGACCUAUAUAGCUACUAGGGCUACUAGUGCCUCUAGGGCCUCUUUAGCUUCUUCUAUUAGCCCUACUAGGCCUAAUCAGGCUAGCCCGGGCUUAGUCAGCUAUAGAGGCCUUAUAGGAAGAAAGAGACCAGCAAGAACCCCUUCUCCACAGCUACAAAGACCUACAAGGCGGCAAAGGCAGCUACAGCCUAGCCCUACCCUAGAGAGGCCUUCUUCAGAGGAGCCUACCCUAGAGGAGCCUACCCUAGACCGACCAAGCUCGAGGGAAAGCUAUAGGUCUUUUUCUAGCUAUGAAGAAAGGGGAAGACCCUCUAGCCCUAGGUCCUCGAGCCCUGCACCCUCGAGCCCUGCACCUUCUAGCCCUAGGCCCUCUAGCCAGGGACCCACUCUAGAGCCUCUAGAAGAAUCUACCCUAGAGCCCCUAGAGCCCCCAGAGGAGCCUACCCUAGAGCCCAAAGAGCCUAUAGAGCCCGAAGAGCCUAUGGAGCCCAAAGAGCCUAUAGAGCCCGAAGAGCCUAUGGAGCCCGAGGAGCCUACCCUAGAGGAGAGCCUACAGUCCCUUGAGCAGCCCCCCAAGGCAGCUAGACCCUCUAUAGCCCCUAGCCCGGCUCAGAAGGCAGCUAGGCUACUAGAGAGAGGCUACCUAGGCCGGGCUGCUAGGGCUCUUAUUGACCCGACCCCUAUAGCGCCUAAUUCAACGGAAAAUAGGGCUAGGCUGCUAGAAAAGCACCCUAUCGGCUCAAAAGACCCCUUCCAAGGGAAGACCCGCCCUAGGGCCGGCCAACUAAUCACAUCAGAGAUAAUUAUAGCAGCUAUAGCCUCUAUAGGCAAGGAAAAGGCCCCGGGCCUUAGUGGCUAG